AUGAGCAAAGAACAAUCAGGACCUGGUGUCAUUAUGAGCGGCAUUCGCCGCAUUGGUCAUGGUCUCAAGACUUCAUUAGCCAUAGUUGGUUUUGCAACAGCUUCCGGUCUUUACAUGGAGUACCGGAAGUAUUACCCUAUGGAAGAAGACAACAAUAAGAAGAAAGUUCUGGUGAUUCCCUUUCACCAUUUACAGUUGAUUGAGAAAGAAAAAAAGAGCAUUAGAUCCCAGCUAUCGCGUUUCGAUGUGGACACCAAAGAUUGCCCGGUGCAAAUGGAAAUCAAGGAUCUUGUGGAUGUGUUGCACCACGCGGCGUCAGAUCCCAGUAUUGUCGCUUUGUACGGCGUCUUUGGACACGGCUCGACCUUGUCCCAAGCGGGUUGGGCGGAUUUGGAGGAAGUUCGGAACGCGUUACGAGUUAUCCGCGAGUCGCAUCGUUGGCAUGCGGAGCCCAACCUUCAGCACAAGGCCCAGGUGAUUCCAGGAGUUGAGAAUAAGCCCAUGUACGCCUACGCGGAUACUUUUGCAAGUCUAGGGGAUCCCGCUUACAAAGAGUAUUACUUGGCGUUGAUCUUUACACACAUUCAUAUGCAAAAGACCGGGGAACUCAACUUGUUUGGUGCCAUGUUGCAGCAAUUCUUUUUGCAGGGACUACUGGAGCAGUAUGGUAUUGCAUUACACAUCAACAACAAUGUAUGCCAAGAUAUUACCAGAUCUCAUUCCAAGGCCUUGUUGACGUCUUGGCUCAAGCAGGGUUGUCGGGAUGACGUGGAUUUGUGGAAGCGCAUACAUCAAUUGGGGACGUUUCCAGCUGUGACGGCAUACAAAGCAGGCCUCAUAGACUUCCUGCCCUGGCGCAACCAAAAGAACACAAAAAGCAAGGUAAAGCCACUUGAUGGUACAGGUAACAAAGAGUCUGCAAUAGAUGAUAUUAAGAACAAAUGGGCAUUGCAAGAAACUGACUUUGAGCAAUUCAAAGCAGACACGGCUGUCAGUCUCCAGGCCUACGCAAAACAAGUUGCAAAGAAGAAACAAAAUGAGCAAGAUAUUUUCGACCAGUAUGGAACCCAACAUCCUGCCAUUCAAAGUAUUCUUGCCAAAAUUGGCAUGUCUUCUGUUGAUGAUGGAGAACCACAUCCUCAGAAGGAAACAAUUGCAUUGCUAAGAGUCAACAAAGGUAUUGGCAACUUGACAGCCCGCAAGCUAGUCAAUUCGAUUUGCUGA
Molecule: messenger RNA, 1224 nt
Organism: Phaeodactylum tricornutum CCAP 1055/1
Lineage: Eukaryota; Bacillariophyta; Bacillariophyceae; Surirellales; Neidiaceae
Exons: 2
Coding region: 1-1224 (407 amino acids)
Source: RefSeq, a predicted model, not a curated record